Molecule: messenger RNA, 6536 nt
Organism: Hypomesus transpacificus
Lineage: Eukaryota; Metazoa; Chordata; Actinopteri; Osmeriformes; Osmeridae
Gene: nek11
Product: NIMA-related kinase 11
Exons: 15
Coding region: 297-2153 (618 amino acids)
Biological process (GO): protein phosphorylation
Molecular function (GO): ATP binding; protein kinase activity
Source: RefSeq, a predicted model, not a curated record
AGCCAUUGGCUGACUCAAGUCAGCCGGCUGUCGAAGACACCUAAAGUCACCAUAGGAACAAAAGUAAACACGGAAGUUGAGCUGGAAGUCACGGAUCUCAAAAUUAAACGCUAAAACUAUCUUUGCCGACACUUUUAUUCGACCAACCUUUAACGUGGUUUCACGUGGAGUCACUUUACUUUCACAACUGAACAGUGAGGUGUGACACCAGUGCAGAUUUAACAGCAGCAGUCAGGAAUACCUGUUAUUACAGUAAUCCGCAGGUCAGAUUCAUUCAGUGAAUACCUGCCGGAAAAAUGCCAACGUUUGAGGAAUUAGAUGGCCGUUCAGAUGCCUUCUUCCCUGCAGCUUCAGAGAGUCCCCGCCCUAGUGACCUGAUUGCUAAGAGAUACAGGGUUCUACAAAGACUUGGUCGUGGAAGUUUUGGCUGUGUUUACCUAGUUCAAGACAACAAGUCACGAGACGAGGAGCCGCUAAAGGUACUGAAGGAGAUCCCUCUGGGAGACCUGCACCCCAACCAGACAGUCCAUGCCAGCCAAGAGGCCCAGCUACUGUCCCAGCUCCACCACCCAGCCAUCCUCACCUUCUACAGCAGCUUCCUGGAGAGAGACUCCUUCUGCAUCAUUACAGAGUACUGCCAGGAUAGGGACUUGGACUGCAAGCUGGAGGAGGUCAGAGAAGCGGGUCAGAGCUUACACGAGACCCAGAUCAUCGAUUGGCUGAUCCAGCUGCUGCUUGGACUUCAUUACAUGCAUGAAAGGCGAAUCCUUCACCGCGAUCUGAAGGCCAAAAACAUCUUUUUGAAAAGAAACCUUGUUAAAAUUGGGGAUUUUGGUGUUUCCUGUCUCCUGAUUGGGUCAUGUGACCUGGCCACUACAUUCACAGGUACUCCCUACUACAUGAGCCCGGAGGUGCUGAACCAGCAGGGCUACAACUACAAGUCUGAUAUCUGGGCGCUUGGCUGUGUCCUGUACGAAAUGUGUUGUCUGGCGCAUGCCUUCGAGGGUCACAGCUUCCUGUCUGUGGUGAUGAAGAUAGUCGAGGGGGAGACCCCCACACUGCCGGAAGGUUACUCACGAGAGCUCAACUCCCUCAUGCAACGGAUGCUUGAGAAAAACCCUCCUUUGAGAAUCUCUGCUGAAGAGGCUCUCAGGACCAAGAUCAUAGAGACCAGCAUGCAGAGCUUAAAGCACAAGCUCUUCAGCACGACACUGAAAGACAAGGAGUCUGGAGGAGAGAGAGAUGCUGCACAGAUAGCUAAAGCCGUACAGAAGAAGGUUCACCUGCAGACCCUGCGUGAGAGGUCAGAGGUGGACAGGAUGACUCCCAGAGAGAGAAUGAGGCUGAGAAAACUGGAGGCUGCAGAUGACAAGGCCAGGAGGCUGAGGAAAUUGGCUGAGGAGAAAUACCAGGAAAAUCACAGACGAAUGCAGGAGCUUAGGAGCCGCCAUUUUGAAAAAGUCAGCUUGGACAUCUUCAGUGAGAGUGCAGAGGAUGCUGAUCACCAGACUUUGCCAAUUACAGCUCAGGAUUACCGGUCGCUGGGCUUCUCACAGCCAAUAGGAAGGCAGCAACAGGACAGAAUGUGCAUGUCUGAACCAGGUGAAUGCAAGAUCCCAGAGGAUCCCCAGACAGCAGAGGUCUACUAUGAUCAGGAUGGCUUUGAGUCGUGCUCUGAAGAGGAGCAGGACUCAGCAGAUAACAGCCCAGCUCUCACCUCAGACCUUUAUCACACCUGUCAACAGGAUAGUGACCUAGAUGCCAUGAUUAUGCACAUGGAAAAUGUACUUCAAGGAGAAGUCAGUGCGUAUGGAGCAGCAGGAGGCCAGUGCAGCCCUCAGGCAAGCUCCAUGGUCAACAGCAGCAUGGUGCAUACCAGGAUUCAGCGCAUGAGAGAAUCAGUUUCCCGUCGUCUGGGUCCAGGAGUCUUCCAGAGAGUUUAUGAGUACCUGAAAGAGGCCAGGGUGAGGCAUGAGAGUGACGCCAGCAUAAAGGAAGCCCUGGCGAGCAUGGUGAAGACGCCCAGCGACUGCUUUGAGGUUGACCAACUUCUCUACUAUGAGGAACAACUACAGGAGGCCAGAGACGGAGCAGGAGGACCCAAACAUACACAUUCACAACACAUAUUCACAGAGACACACUCGCAUGCAUAGAAAGGUAACCCUGAAUUAUAUAUUUGAUAUGUGUGUGUAAGAGUCCAAUCUAUGCAGUGAAAAUCAACACCCCUUUAACCGCAUAUCAUUGUAAAAUCACUGUUUUUGGUGAAUACCUGCCACAGUCAAACAAGGCUUUUACAGAAACUAGCAUAAGCUCUGCUCUUUUCAUCUGGUUCUUCCUUCGUGCUCUACUUCCUCAUCUCUCUUGUUACGUCUCUGAGGGAAUUGAGAUGAUAGUAUUUGAUCAAUCUCACAGAGAAACCUUUUCUGUUUCUACAUACUCCCAAUGCUUCUCUGCUGUUGCAUUGGACCUCUUUGAUGUGUGCGAGGACAUUAUCAGGAGAGAGAUGGUGUGGGUCCCACUAUUUAAGUGCAUCUUUACUCUCAUCUCUCAGCAGAACCCAUUAAAUGCUUCUUCAGUACAUGGCUUCAGUGCAGUCAUCAAUAUUCUUCAGUAUGUACAUUUCUUCAUAGGAUUCAGGGCAGUUUCCAGGAUGAAACCUGUUCUCAAGAGACAUGGGAGGAGUGAGGGUGGAAAUAUUUAUAUGUUUAGGAGCAAAACGUAUUUUCAUCAUGAGCUGGUGUUUUGACAGGCAGGAGACCCAAACACUCCAUAAUGAACAGCAUUUAUUUCACUCCUUAGUGUCAAAGUUUUAUCACUGUAAAGAUUCAUUGGCAUAUACACAGAGCAUCAAGUCCCCACAGAGAACGACUGCCUCCACCAGCUGGUGCUACAAUACUGCGAGGGAGAUGAAGGGGGAGAGAGAGAGAUAUAGAGAAGGAGUAAGAGAAACACAGGGAGGGAGACAGUUACUGAGACGGAGGGUGAAAGUGAUACAGAGAGGCAGUGAGAGGGCGAAAGAGAGACAGGAAGGCAGAGAUAGAGACAGAGGGAGGGAGUGAUCCUGAGAAGCCUUCUGCCUGUCAGUGUGCGCAACCUCUUUUAUCUCCCAGGGUGUAACUGACGAGACCAGGAAUGGAGGGGGGGGGGGGGGGGGGGGGGGGUUCCUCCAGCUUUGUGAGAUCAAACCCACACACGUCGUUCCCCGUAGAAAUCUUCAGAACAAUCCAGGCUACAAGACAGUGUCUUCUUCCCCCUCUGAAGAUCCUUCCUCCUCAACAUGGUCCUCCAUUGCCCACUUAGUCAACUAUGAACACCUUGCUUUGGUUUUUCGAAGCAUCUGCUUUGGGUUUUCGAAGCAUCUGUUUUUUUCUGUGUGAACGUGGUCAUCCAAAACGAAGCUAAUCAGCUCAGUAUAGCUUGAUUCGUCACCAUGCGCUGGAACAUGCAGACACUCCCAAUCUUCACUCCUCCCGAUCUGUUCUUUGUUGAGAAAAAUUAUCCUUUUUUUUUUCACACACUUUUUUUAUCUGACGAUACAGAUAAAAAGAAAAGUCAAUACCAGUACAUUGGUAUACAGUGUGUUUAUAAUCAAGCCUCGGGGGGAUGACCCACAAUCACUGAAGAAACAACUACCCUGGACACUUUUCCAACAUGCUUCCAACCAGGAAAAGGCAAUUUUGUGUGUAAAGGACAAUUUGUGUGUUAUGGAAAAUGAAAUUAGCAGAACACUCAUGACAGCCUGAGGGAAUGUGUGUGUAUGUGUGUGUGUAAGGAAGGGCGGGAAAUUACAAUGGUAGCUAUACAGCAAUAAAUACUUUAAAUCAGGGUGGGGGAGGGCUAUAGGUCGUGAGAGUUAUUUGCUCAUCACACAGUGCUUUUAUUAGGUUGGGAACCAAACCAACAGAGGGAUCUUAUUGCUUUGCUGUCCGUGAUGGACUCAUUAAGUUGGGUGAAGGAGAAAAACAGGAAAAGAGAGCAUUAGUUCAUGGGCGUGAUUAUCACCAUAGAUAAUAGAACAAGCUUUGUUUUUUGGCUUUUGUUUUCAAUUCUGGCAGACGCUCUGGAUAAGAGCGUCUGCUAAAUGACAACAAAAAAAAGACUAAUAAAAUUCAGAAAAGGAACCGUACUGCUGUUGGUAUCUUCCGAGAUGGUCAACAUUGAAGACUCUCAGUGCUGCAGUUCUUUGGUCCUACAGCCGUUUAAUGGCUUAUGUGGCAUUUGGUGUUUUUAAUGCCACCUCAAGUGUGAGUUUGCUGAGAUUCCACAAAGUUUGCCACAAAGUAGGCGGCACAAGUUUAAGGUGUGUUGGGAAGUGGUGCGAUACACGAGAGCAGAGCUGCUCCUCCUCCCAAACGGUGUCGCGGGCUGGAAGUUCGUCCGAGGCCGUGCGUACGAAGCAGCUCUGUGUUGAACCCGGACUGCUGGACUGGGACAAAAACCACGUCCACCUCCUCCAUUCUCUGGGUUCGACUGGAGGGGGUGCCUGACAGCUUGGUGUGGUGUGCUCCUGACCGUAAUGCAGGGGCACCGCGAAAACAUUUUGGGUCCCGUGAAGAGAUCGCAAUUUGGGCCCUCCCUCUCCAUUUUGGUUAUGUCCGUUUUUUUCAUUCGACACAUGGUGACACUGAAGUGACAGCAAAGAGGGACGCAGUAGGGGGAUCACUGUUCAAAGGUGUUGUGAACUCACACAAAGACAUGUGAACCAGGUUGACAGAAUAGUUUGCCGUCCUGUUUUAAAAGAGUGGGAGUGGUCACAUGACCCUCUGUGCUGCUUGUUCUCGUUUCCCUGAAAGGGAAAGAGGGACGCUCUGAAUGGAGUCUGAUUGAAAGCGAGAGAAAAAGAGUGUGUAUGUGUGUGCUGGUGAACGAGAGAGCAGUAAGAGAGAGGUCUGUGAUUGCAGUGCCUUUGUUAUCAAGGUAUUGCUGAUGUGUUUCCUCUCCUCCCACUAUUCCUCCUGUUCUUUCUCUACUGCUGUCUACAGGCUUCCCUCUCUCCCACACCCCAACUCCUCCCUCAGUCAUAGCAUGGUCAGUACAGGAAUGCAUUAGACUGAAAUAAUAAUCACUCCGCCACAGAUAUUGGUGAGGAGAGAAGUGAGUGGAAGAAGACUAGUGUGUUUAAUGAAUAGUGAGUAGCCUAUCAACAGCAGAUCAAAAAACAAGGUCUCCAUCACUGUCACAGUGUUUGUCUUAGGUUUUCAAUCAAGUUAUUUCUCUCUAACACAACACACUGUCUUAUCUCUCCCUCUCUCUCUCCCUAUCCCUCCUCUUUCUCUUGUGCUCUCCCUUUUCUACUUGUUUCUCGCUGUGUCUCUCUCCCUCUAGGCUACAUUAGUAUUCAGCUAUGUAAAGGUUGUUGUGCGCUUUCCUGCAAGAAGAUAAAUUAAUUGCUGUUUGCGUGGUAGAAGUAGCGACAGUUAUGCUCCAACAGACAUUCCCAUGGGCGAAGCCGGUUUAGAAGUAGAAGAGAGUCAGUAGGGAGUCAGAAUGUAGGCUUUAGAGAUACUUACACUAUGUCAAUAAGAUGAGUAUUCUGUCUAAUUUGUGAACUGUCAGUUGGUCAAAUGUUCUUGUUGUUCUUGAUUUGAUUGGGUCAUUGUUGACAUUGUAGGCAGCAUGAUAUCAGCUUUUUUGAUACAUAAGUGUUGACACAAUCUAUGUGGUGAAAAUGCAUUACUAAACAUAAUCAAUGUUUACUCUCUGUAGAACACUAAACUACCUUGGAAAGCUAGACAUAACAUUCAAAAGUGAAGAAAUAUGUUUUCUUUGUUUUCGACGAGAGCGUACUUCACAGGGAGUCGGCCUUCAUUUGUAUAAAAAAACUACCAGCACAAUAAAACAUUUAAAUGAGGCCACGUGUGUCCUAGUUGUGUAGAUUCGAUUUUUCUAAUACUCUAAUAUCGCCUGUAACACAGAAACCUAAUUUAUUGAUGCAUUGGGGCUAUGGUAACAUGCAAAGAUUAUUUCUGUGUACCCCCAGGAACCACAUUACAAGUAUUUCUCCCAGUUCUGGAAGGUAUAGACAUUGUUCAAACACAAACCGAUUGUUAUGAAGUUAUACCGAAGUAUGUCAAGAGACUUGUGUUUCCAUAAGUCAAUGUGUAAACCCUUUUCAGCAUUUUCUUUUCUUCACACGGCAUGGUACUUGAUUGACGGUGAGCUUUCUCCAUAAAACUACAUUGUUGUUUUUGUGUUUUGCAUGGGCAAGUCUUAUUAAUACAUAUGAAUGUUAACAAGCAUCUAAUAAGGGCCUUAUGAACUCAUAACUAAUGCUUAUUUAAUCUUACAAUAACACUGACCCUAGCCCCUACUAAUGUUAUUAACACUGAAGUUUGAACACAUAUAAAUGUUGAUGGGUAUCUUAUAAGGACCUUAUAUAUUACCUAAAGGUCAUUACGAGCACCUGGAUCCGAAGUGUUUCCUAAAAUAUGAUAUUUAGCAAUUCAGGACACUUUGCAAUUCAAUUCAUUCUCACUGUUUAGUCAAAACAGCAUAAAGGCGUUCUAUCUCAAAAUUCUGACCAUCACAGACAAGAU